GCUGUUUUAUAUACUCUCUCUCACUCAGCAUUCAUGCAUUUGCUCAGCACACAUUGGGAAACAGUACUGGAUGUUGUUUUAAACCAGAAGCCUGGUUAUGAAAACUCACUGUCAGUUAAUGUUAGGAAAAGACAGAUUGGCUCCAGUCCCACUGGAUGGACAACAAUAAAGCAACUGAAGAAAGUGGGGAAUAAAAAGGAGCAACUCAACUUACAGUGCAGUCAAAGAACAGCGGAUAAGCGUGCGCUUGAUGUGCUGCAGUGUGACGUGGAUGGAUGUGGGAUUUCUCCCCGUUCUGUGUGUUGAUGUGAUUGGUGCCCAGAGUUCACCGCUUCACAGGCUGCUGCUGCCCUGGAGCCAGAGCGCAGGAAUUCACUCUUACAGAGACUAGCGCACACACACGCACCGAGACACUUACUUACACACGUUUCACACACACAGACGCCACAUGGACAGAUACACACUCUGGCAGCACUUCAGAGCGAUAACUGCACUUGUGGGUAAAACAGAGUGUUGUAUUCACCUUUUUGACAGCUGCCACAUCCAUUCUGACCUUUUUUAACGACAUUUGCUACAAGUUUUCAGAAAAAGGACUUUUUUUCACCUCGUUGUCCUCAGGGCAGAAGGACACUUGUCUUUAGUUGUUGAGGUAACAGCACUGGGAGAUUUUAGGACUAGUUGCUCUUUGUAGCAUCAGCAUCCUCACCGUGGUAAAACUGUCUGCGGGGGCUCGCCGUCAGCAUGCAGGUGUCUUUUGUGUGCACGGACCACCGAGCCGUCAGCCGGAGCACAGAGGACAGACUAAACCGACAGAACACCAACAGCCCGAGUUUGGGGACCAAAAGCAAGUUUCGUGCCGUGGCAAUGGUGGCCCGUAGUUUGGGCCAACUGUCUGUGCAGAACAUGCCUUCCUCUGGUGACCACUGCUUGAGAACUGGCAUGAAAUAUAGGAACCUCGGAAAAUCUGGCUUACGGGUAUCAUGUCUAGGGCUGGGCACAUGGGUGACGUUUGGUGGUCAAAUAACAGAUGAGAUAGCUGAGCAGCUGAUGACGCUGGCGUACGAGAACGGUAUCAAUCUGUUUGACACAGCAGAGGUGUAUGCGGCAGGGAAGGCUGAAAUGGUUCUCGGCAGUAUCAUCAAGAAGAAAGGAUGGAGGCGUUCCAGUUUGGUUAUCACCACCAAGAUAUACUGGGGUGGAAAAGCAGAAACAGAGAGAGGCUUGUCCAGAAAGCACAUUAUAGAGGGUCUAAGGGCGUCACUGGAGAGACUUCAGUUAGAGUAUGUGGACGUAGUGUUUGCUAACAGACCCGAUUCCAACACGCCAAUGGAAGGAGAUCCAUUUAACACUUCAAAAUCAAGAACAUUCAUCAUAGAAGAGACGGUUCGAGCGAUGACCCAUGUGAUUAACCAGGGAAUGGCCAUGUACUGGGGCACGUCCCGCUGGAGCUCCAUGGAGAUUAUGGAGGCGUACUCAGUGGCACGACAGUUUAACCUGAUCCCACCUGUCUGUGAGCAGGCUGAGUAUCACAUGUUUCAGAGAGAGAAGGUGGAAGUACAGUUACCUGAACUCUUCCAUAAGAUAGGUGUUGGCGCCAUGACGUGGUCUCCGCUGGCCUGUGGGAUCAUCUCAGGGAAGUAUGACAGCGGUGUGCCUCCUUAUUCCAGAGCCUCUCUCAAGGGCUACCAAUGGUUGAAGGACAAGAUCCUGAGUGAGGAAGGCCGCCGUCAGCAGGCGAAGCUGAAAGAGUUGCAGGCCAUUGCGGAGCGGCUGGGCUGCACGCUGCCCCAGCUGGCCAUCGCGUGGUGUCUGAGGAAUGAGGGGGUAAGCUGUGUGCUGCUGGGGGCCUCCAGCACUGAUCAGCUGUUGGAGAACAUAGGAGCCAUUCAGGUUCUUCCAAAAUUAUCAUCAUCAAUUAUACACGAAGUGGACAGUAUCCUAGGCAACAAGCCCUACAGUAAAAAGGACUACCGCUCCUAAAAGGAAAGCCAGUGACAUUGUGUCGACCUGCUUCUUUCUCUGAGCUUUGACUGAAAAAACAUUGGCACAUGGGACCAGCACUGUCACAGGUCCUGCAGGAGACGCCAACUCGCACACUACAUGGAGUUUGCCGACAUUAGCCUGAGAGGAGGCCGAGAACCGCACGGGCAGAAGGGAAGCAUGCUCACGUACAAAUCAGCUAGGCCGGCUCAAUAAGCAGAACGCCGCUCCAACCACCAAGAAAACCAAGCGCACCGACUUGCUUCCUCCUCCCCUUCGUCCCCUUGUAGUAAACACUAAAAAGUGCAGUAUUAGGGAACCAGAAUUUGUACUUAGUCUAGAAAUGCAUGAGAUCCACUGGCCAUGGCACAUGCUUUUUUCCUAUAUUUUGGAAAACAUACAUUUGCAUAAGCUCACGGGAAGUAACGAAGCACUUUGGAGAAUGCAGAAAGUUACAUGACUGAACAAACUAAAUAAUGCAUUUAGUUUUAUAUCAAGAUCGAUAGCCAAUAUAGUGCUUGUUUACAAGACCUCAUUUAUACUACAAGCUAUAUCAUUGCUGGCUGUGUUUUAGUUCUAAACCAUUGUGGAGUUACAUGUAAUACUGUAUAAAGCUUUGGGUUGUGAGUCAGAAAUGUUAAAUAGAGAUCAAAUACAGGCCUCAACAAAUGUGCAAUAUCAGAAAGUGUUUCUAAACUCAUUGUUCUUGUUACUUUUAAAACCUUUUCUAAGAAGCAAAUGACCUAAUACAGUAGUUGAGUGGUGGUCACAGCUUCGUCGGGCUGAAACCAAAGAAAUUUCUGUGCUCUGCUGUCCGCUUCAAGCCCCACGUACAAGGUCGUUGAUCACGUGACCUAUUGUUUAUAAUGUUAUUUGGUAUUCGUCAUUUCUACUCAGUGUUUUACGCCUUAAUGUGGUGUAUUUAAAGUCAUUUUUGACUAUGUGGAAAUCUCUGUUACAAUUUAUUUAUUUCAAUGGAUGUUCAAUUAUCAGAAUCAUUUUGAGCGCACUGGAUUUAGUUUUCUGUCAGUCAGUAUUUAGAAAAAGAUUUUUGAAGGCAUUAAGGUGUUUUACUAUUUAUCAGUUUACCUUGUUUAAUUUUUGUUGUCCUCCUGUAUGUGUGGUGUGUGUCUUAACUCAAGUUUAUUUUAUUUUUAUCUUAUUUUUGUCUAAUGACGCCCUCUACUGACUGGAACUCCAUUUUAAUAACCCAAUUUUAGCCCACUACCUUACAUUUUACCUUACUCGAUUCGAUAAAUUAACUAUCGCUUUUGAUUAAUGAUAGUUUACGGUAAUAUCCUCAAGGCAGUGGAUCUUUUCUUCUUAGUGUACGUUAUUUCGCAUGUGUUUUCCAUGAAACAUUAUUCCAUAUGUCUAUAAAACUGGUAAAUCUGUCUUAGACAUUUUCAAACUAAUAAGCCAAUGAUUAGGACAGUGUUAAUUUGCUGUCUUAGAAUUACUAGAUUGCCUUAUUUAGUACUAAUGCUAAAUUAUUCAGUGCUGGCAACCAUUUAUUCAGCAUGUUUCAUCGGUACCAACAGAAUAGUGUAUGCAUUAUGGCAUUUUAAAAAAAUCAGUGAUGAAUGGUAAGCAUAAGCUGAUAGGGGUGACAGAGGCUUUAUGGAGUAGUUUAUGUUAUAAUAAUUGUUAAAGUUAAAAUAAAUGCCAAAAUAAAUUCAGAACAUCGAGGUAGUUAUAUAUUCUGACACUCAUUCCAAUAUGAAUGGACUUUUUACUCGACAUCAAGGAGUCGAAAUACAGCUGGCUGCAUGUACAUAAUGAAUUUUAAUAAUGGCUCAUUAUUUUAGUGUAGAACAAUGCUUAUGCUUGGCUGGGUAUGAAAGUGUUGACCUGUAGUUAGAAUGUAAUGCAGCUUCUAAGGGUUUUGAUUGUCGUCUGAGCUACAUCGAGUCUUAGGAGAGGAAAUUUGUCAAACAUACUGUUAAACAAGAAAGCAGAAAGAUUAUUAAUAUCCGUAAGGCUUUUUGAAGUAGCACUUUAACCAAAGACCACAUGCUUUGAUAGAAGUGAAAGGCUUUACUUCAGUUGCUCUUAGGUGAGGUUCAUUGUAAAUGUCCUUGUAUUUGUCAUUUGUAUGUUGAGUCAGGCAGCCUCUAUCAUAUGAGAUUGGUUUGCUUUCGUUCAGGAAGCCAUAAUAGGUUGUCAGUAAUUAGAUGAACCAGUUUAGUCAUGUGGGAGAUAAACACCAUUGAAUGAGAAAUUGUUGGUGUACAGUUGCUGGUUUUCCCCCUGCAAGGAUCGAGGUUGUUGUAAGAGUCCAAGUUGAAUACUUUGCUGUAAAAUUGUUUAAAAAAAUAGUCCAAUAUUGUCAACAGGUGUAACUGUAUGUACAGGAAAUCUGAUGUUUUGAAGCUGAUUUGAUAAGAAUAGACUGUUUUUUGGUAUAACCUAUAAUUCUGACAUUUGUUAACUGUAAUAUGACCAUUACUGUUAAAGAUAUGCAUUAAGUUAUGGUGAUUUCUGUAGAUACAUAAUGGAAUGGUUUGAUAACAUGUAUAUAAUCUAUAUAUAUAUAUAUACUGGUCUUAAGGACCGUUAUCACAUUUGCCUUCAUUUAUUUUUUCAUUGGCAAUUAUUGCUUAUGACAUUGUGCUUGAAGAAAAAAUAUGUACAGCUUCAAACUGAAAAUAAAUUAUUCUAAAAUUCUUUAA
This is a messenger RNA of Labeo rohita (rohu), 4652 nucleotides long. RefSeq names its product potassium voltage-gated channel subfamily A regulatory beta subunit 2b (gene kcnab2b). NCBI's taxonomy places the organism in Eukaryota, Metazoa, Chordata, Actinopteri, Cypriniformes, Cyprinidae. Gene Ontology annotation, cellular component: cytoplasm; extrinsic component of cytoplasmic side of plasma membrane; juxtaparanode region of axon. The transcript has 15 exons. Gene Ontology annotation, biological process: regulation of action potential; transmembrane transport; potassium ion transport. Bases 742 to 1980 code for a protein of 412 amino acids. Gene Ontology annotation, molecular function: transmembrane transporter binding; potassium channel regulator activity; voltage-gated potassium channel activity. The record is from RefSeq and is a predicted model, not a curated record.